Molecule: messenger RNA, 969 nt
Organism: Symbiodinium sp. CCMP2592
Lineage: Eukaryota; Dinophyceae; Suessiales; Symbiodiniaceae
Source: the annotation of a GenBank genome assembly
AUGUUUGGUAGGCCCGACGGAUCACAGGGCAGCGGCCAUGACGAUGAAUGUUUCGAUCAGGACGACUUUGAACCCAAGGACCGGAUAGGUUCGCCUUGGAACUCAGAUUUUGGUGGUCUUGAGUCGAAUUGCGGAGAUCGUGAGAGGGAUGAGUCAUGGUCAAAUGUUGAGCCGGUGGCCUCGGACGAGGCCCUCUGGUAUCAGGGUGCUCGGGCAGAUGAUCAGAGUGAACCCUGCCAGCCAAGUGCGAGUAAGAGUAGGAGGACGGCUUGGAAGGAUCCGGUGCCCGUGCAUCCGGCUGUGGCACAGGCUCUCUUUGAGGAAAAGAGGAAAUCUACGAUCAAGCUCCCAUGGGAGUCGGGCUUUGGCAAGGCGAUUUUCUGGAGUGGCGGGCACCCGCUUUUGGCCCUUCCGCUCCAUCUUCCAACGAUUGGACGAUCUGACAUGUUUGCUCAGAUUGCUGUAUCUUCUUCAUCAAGCAGUGAGCCGACUUGGUACAAAGAAAACCCCUUCAGAGCCAAACGGCUAUUCGCCACGAGGAUGGCGAGGUCGGAGGACCAGCUCCGUUCAGCGGCAUUGUCUCGAAUUAAAGAGAUUGUCUUGUACGACCCCAGUGAUUCCAAGUUGGGGCGUUCUCUGUUGGAGACCAGCGGGAUGCUUGUUCCAGAACAUCAGCUGGCUGCGACUUUCACGGACGCUUUCACCAGGAAAUCUACGAGCACUCUCUCCAAGAGAUCGUGCGACUACUUGAAGUUCUCCCGUUGGCAGGCGCAAGAAAAUCAAGCAAGGCCGUUGAAUGCAGCCGAGAGUGACUUGUACCUGUAUGUGUGCCAUCUUCGAGACAGUGACUGUGCUCCUACAGCGCCAGCUGCCUUUGUUUCGUCGUGGAGGUUCUUCCACUACAUGACGGGUAGCAAUGCUUCCCCUGACAUCAUUUCUCAGCGAGUUGAAGGUACCUUUGCUGUCUAG